AUGUCGUCAGCGCCCUCUCUUGCUGAUCUAUCUGAGGCUUUAUGUCAGAUGGUUCUUAAGAGAUUGGACUCUGUUUUGGAAGAUAGGAUUGCUGCCAAGUCAGCUGGGAGGACUGGGAACAAGCGUGUUGUGUCUCCCCCAUCUCCGCCAUCACCAAGGCCUAUUUGUUGUUGUAAGGAUCUCAAGACACCUGUGAAGAGAUCAAAGGUUGUGAAUGCAGAAAUAGUGCAGCAGGAGUGUUUGUGUCACCCUCCCCUUGAUGCUGCCCAGGGUUCGACUCCGAGGAAUUCUCGUUCUUUGUCAAGUGUUCGAAACACUUCCCCUUCACACGUACGUGCAUCUGCCCCGCAUGUACACGUAAGCGAGUCAUCUAUUGGGAGUGUGCGUAGUAAUGUUCCUAGUGUUGUGGUUGGUUCAUCGCAGGAGUUGGCACUUGGCUCCAGCCCAGACAGGUCAGCUGGCAGUUUGGCUGCUGGCUCUUCUGUUGGUUUACGCGAGGAAGGCACGUUGGAUAAGCCUGCAUCUUCUUCUCAUCGUCGGUCUCCAUUGCCAGAGCAGGAGGAGGGAGACACGCAAGAGUUUUUGUCUACCUUUACCAAAGUUGUCGACCUCCUUCAAGGGUUUAACAAUUUGGAGAGUGGUCACACACUUUCUGGUGCCUGUUUGGAAACCCAUGCAUUAGAUGAGCUUAUUCCUGAUUGGAAGGAACGUGGUGCCCCAUUAAAUACGCCUGUGACAAAAGAUAAGUUUGCGUUUUUAACAGAAAAAGGACGAAUACCCAUCCCAAUUCUUCCAGGGAUGCCUAUGUAUAAUCAUGGUAACUACGUAGUACGUUUAGGCCACUUUGUACGAUGGUUGGGAGAACAAGCAGAAGAAUUAGGAGUCGAAAUAUAUUCUGGAACCCCUGCAUCAGAGUUAUUGUAUAAUGAAGAUGGGUCUGUAGCAGGCAUUGCCACAAGUGAUGUAGGCAUAGCCAAAGAUGGGUCUCCAAAGGACUCCUUUGCUCGUGGAAUGGAAUUGCGUGCCAAAUGUACAAUCUUUGCUGAAGGAUGCCAUGGCCACCUAGCCAAGCAACUGUAUAGCAAGUUUAAUCUAAGAGAAAAUUGUCAACCGCAGACUUAUGCCAUUGGUUUGAAAGAAGUUUGGGAAAUUAGUCCAGACAAGCAUGACCCAGGUUGUAUAGAGCAUACAGUUGGAUGGCCCUUGGAUAAAAAUACAUAUGGGGGUUCCUUUCUGUAUCAUCUUAAUGAAGAAACACCUCGUGUAGCAAUAGGUCUUGUUGUGGCCUUGGAUUACUCAAACCCUUACUUGAGUCCUUUUAGGGAAUUCCAAAGGUUUAAACAUCAUCCAUCAAUUGAACCCAUUUUGAGAGGUGGUACCAGAAUAUCAUAUGGUGCACGAGCAUUGAAUGAAGGUGGUUACCAGUGUAUCCCAAAGCUAACAUUUCCAGGUGGUUGUCUUGUUGGAUGUUCCCCUGGUUUUAUGAAUGUUCCAAAAAUUAAAGGCACCCACAAUGCUAUGAAGAGUGCAAUGUUAGCAGCAGAGAGUAUAUUUGAUGCCAUUAUUGAUGAAAACAAUGCAGAAGCUGUUGGUAAGUAAUCAUUAUAAGUUGUA
This is a messenger RNA of Macrobrachium nipponense, 1614 nucleotides long. RefSeq names its product electron transfer flavoprotein-ubiquinone oxidoreductase, mitochondrial-like. Gene Ontology annotation, cellular component: mitochondrial inner membrane. The transcript is spliced from 7 exons. The record is from RefSeq and is a predicted model, not a curated record. Gene Ontology annotation, molecular function: electron-transferring-flavoprotein dehydrogenase activity. NCBI's taxonomy places the organism in Eukaryota, Metazoa, Arthropoda, Malacostraca, Decapoda, Palaemonidae. Gene Ontology annotation, biological process: electron transport chain. The coding region runs from base 1 to 1599 and encodes 532 amino acids.